UCAUUAGACACUGCUUUCUCUCAAACCCCAGAAAUCAAGAAGAAGAGCAUUAAUCCAUCACAUUUCUCUUUCAAACUUUUACCAACACCCAAAUCACAAAACCCCGAAAUGGGUCCACCCAAAUUCAUGCGCCCAAAAGCACAAAUCAAUGGCGAAGAAGCAGAAAAACCCAUCAAUUUGGUGAGCUCAAACCUUUACGUAGCCAAUUGCGGCCCAGCAGUGGGUCUCUCGUACGAAGCCAUAUCAACGGCGUUCAGCCAAUUCGGCGUCGUCCGAGGAGUUCACGCGGCCGACGACAGUGGCACGCGAGUUAUCGUCUCAUUUUUCGACGAGGGUUCAGCUCAAUCAGCUUUCACCGCUUUCAAUGGCCGUCGUUGUUCGCAGCUUUCUAACCGGUUUUUGCAUAUCCGCUUCUCUGUACCUCGCCCAUCUUCGCCGGUACGAGAUCGUGAUAUGGUGGAUGUAUCAUUGACUGCUGAAGAGCUAGAUAUACCUGGCCUUCACUUGUUUCUGGACUUCAUUACUCCAAAAGAAGAGGAGGAACUACUUGCAGCAGUUGAUUUGAGACCCUGGAUAAGUCUUGCUAAAAGAAGAGUUCAGCAUUAUGGUUAUGAGUUCUGCUAUCAGACUAGAAAUGUUGACACAAAAAAGUUCUUGGGUGGACUUCCAUCAUUUAUUUCACCUGUGCUAGAAAGAAUCUCAGCAUCUUCUCUUGAUGAUGCUGCAACUAUAAACUUGGACCAGUUAACAGUUAAUGAAUACCCACCUGGAGUGGGAUUGUCCCCUCAUAUUGAUACUCAUUCAGCAUUUGAGGAUAAGAUUUUCAGUCUUUCACUAGCAGGGCCUUGCAUUAUGGAAUUCAGAAGGUAUCAAGGAGGUAUUUGGCAAUCUGAUCCUGCAAUGAGCAAGACUAUGCACGAAGAGAAUCCUGAAAAUUCCACAAACUUCUUAAGAAGAGCUAUAUAUCUUCCCCCACGGUCAAUCCUUCUAUUAUCAGGCGAGGCACGUUAUGCUUGGCAUCAUUACAUCCCACACCAUAAGAUUGACAAUGUGAAAGACAGCUUGAUUCGAAGGGCCUCAAGAAGGGUAUCUUUCACACUGCGUAAGGUCCGUACAAGACCUUGCUGCUGCGAUUAUGGUCAGUACUGUGACUCUCAGAGGUAGAGAGAGUGAGAUCCUGUGUAAAGGUAACCUGCAUGUAGUGACAGCUUAACAACCAGCUAAUGGAAAAUUGCGAUGGAUGAUGGUGUUGCCAGAUUCUUUUUUUUCUCGUGGUUAAAAGGGUUGAAGCUCUUCGUUCAUUGAGAUUCACACAAUUGAAGAAAUUUGCUAAUUUUGAGAAAAUUAAUUUUCUCAGACCUUUGCCACAAUCGCUAAAGGGUGUUGUGGAUGCGGUUACAUGAAUUAAAAAGAAGGCACACUUCUGCUAAUUUGCAUCAAGAUUUAUGUUCGUGAUACUCUGAGAUUGCUGUGUCAGGACACUUGCUUGAAAUUUGGAAGCAAUAGCCACAAAAUAUAUUUACAUUGUUCAGGGAUUAGAUUGGAGAGUUGAGCUGCUGAUUAAUUAAUGGAACACCCAGAACUAAGAUUAUUUAAAGUAUAUUGUUUGAUGCAAUCAUGUAAUGAGGUGAAAUAAAAACACCUGCUAACAAAAUUUGCGCUUACCUUAAACCAUUCUCCCUUGUCCCAAUUUCCCAUA
This is a messenger RNA of Chenopodium quinoa (quinoa), 1699 nucleotides long. RefSeq names its product alkylated DNA repair protein alkB homolog 8-like. Gene Ontology annotation, molecular function: oxidoreductase activity; RNA binding; demethylase activity. The transcript is spliced from 7 exons. Bases 109 to 1164 code for a protein of 351 amino acids. The record is from RefSeq and is a predicted model, not a curated record. Gene Ontology annotation, biological process: oxidative demethylation. NCBI's taxonomy places the organism in Eukaryota, Viridiplantae, Streptophyta, Magnoliopsida, Caryophyllales, Amaranthaceae.